GUUUCCAAUUUUAGCGUGAUGCUGAUGUUGACUGAUCCUGGGAAUCCUUCUACCUACAAGGAACGAACCAUCUUGCUACGUCGGUCUGGUGCCCCAUCCUGUGUAACCCAGACUCGGAUGCCAGUUGGACAGAAUGCUGAACGGGAUGGACGGGCGAGAUGACCAAUGAGGCCAAAGCCGCGCUUCAUCUUCCGCACAUUAUCGUCGAUAGGUCACCCGAACCCGCAAGACUCUGUUCUGUUCUGUGCAAAGCUGAAGGUUGGGCACGAACGGGUUCCCGGCGAGAUGCAAAAAUUGCUGUUUACGCUAGCUAGCUCCCAUCUGCGAUUUCCGAAAAGCCUGUUGUCGCAUCAAGGAUAUCGGAAGGCGGAGUUCCAUGAUCUGAUGCCAUCAUUUGACGCCAACGCGUCGAGCCUGAAACACUGCCUUUGGUGGGUUCUAUGCAGAUCGACAAGGCUGCAAAGCCAUACUGACAGCUUCCUGGCCGUCGUAGCUCAAGAGGUAGGGUUUCGUUUCUCAUUAAAGAGCCACACCAUCUCUGAGACCAAGCUGAUCGCUAUGACCGUGAGCCUUGAGGCUAAUGAUCCCUAUCACUUUCGCGGUGUACUAGUCUGCGGAAUCCAUCCGCCACCAGCCGCUCCGCGAUGGGCGCCGCGUCCAAGAGGUCUGUUUUCUCGCUUGGAGUAGUACCUAGUGUGCCAGGUCGAUGAGCCAGCCCCUUAUCCCGCGAGAGUUUACUUUGGCUGAGCUUCCAAGAGCUGCUUGGAAGUACCUUCUAGCUGAUGCCUCACCGCUCCACGGUGGUCGAGAAACGAAAAGAAAAUGUGAGACCUGUGGCAGUCGCCUUCGAUAUAGCAAUUGGGUAGCCCGAAGCCUUCGAAGCUGUCGAAUUCUUCGUUUUCUGAAAGUAGGCAAAAGUGGUUUGGGAUGAUGUGCAGGUCUGCGGGACAGCAUCUAGAAAUUCGAAUGGUGAUUGCUCGGACCAGUCUCUCGGAUCGACUUGUCAGCCGG
Colletotrichum phormii is the source of this 1011-nucleotide messenger RNA. RefSeq lists its product as uncharacterized. NCBI's taxonomy places the organism in Eukaryota, Fungi, Ascomycota, Sordariomycetes, Glomerellales, Glomerellaceae. The transcript has a single exon. The record is from RefSeq and is a predicted model, not a curated record. The coding region runs from base 166 to 687 and encodes 173 amino acids.